UUCUCAUACUAAUGGACUUUUAAACCUCUUGUGCUGUGUGUCAUUGUUUACUUUGUAUUGGUCACGGCGUUCACUGUCUUUCUUCAUUUCCCGUACACCAUGUUGAAAUGUCAGGUGGAUAAAUAGGACUUGUAGUCAACAUUCGGGAGAUUAAAAAGUGCUCAGAUAGUAGGAAGCGCAUUUUACAGCCAUUCAUCGCUGAUUUUGACGAAUAGAAAUGGAUCUCCGGUAUCUUCUUAGUAUUGCGCUUGGCAUCUGCUGCUGGUAUGGCGCCCUCUCGUGUCCAGACCUCUGCAAUUGCUAUUUUGGCCAGGAAUCCACGGAGGUAAUCUGCAACAACAUACAAAUUUCUGUCUUCCCGGCUAAUGGUAUGCCGAGGAACACCACCCGUCUCACCAUUCAGUAUACCAAUAUUACUACAAUUACUGGAGAGGACCUGCUCGCAACACCACUUCUUAAAGAGCUCCACUUGUCAAACAAUAUGAUCAGAAACCUGUCAACAGACAUGCUCAUUGGGGUCCCUCAUCUUCACACCAUAGACCUUACAGGUAACCAGCUGAUGCACCUUCCAUCUCGAGUAUUCCACCACGCCCCACUUGACAGCAUAGCGCUCAAGAACAACCUCCUCUCCAGAGCAGAAGCUGAUUGGUUGCCCAGCAACAGCAACCUCACCUGGAUUGACCUGUCAGGUAACCGCUUCCAGAAGAUUCCUGCUGGCCUCCUCCAGAACCUGGGCCGCCUGAUCACCCUGGACCUCUCCGAGAACAAGCUCGAGGACAUCCCAGCUGGAGUUCUGGACCUUCUGACCCUCCUGGAGAGGUUGUCUCUGCAGAACAACAAAGUUCGCACCAUAGACCCCUUAGCCUUCAAAGGCACAUAUGCCCUAUCUUAUCUGUUUCUGCAAUAUAACCGCCUGGAGAAACUGUCCCCGACCCUCUUCCAGCAUGUGAAGGAGUUGAGGUAUCUGGAUCUCAGUGGGAACCACCUGCGCCAUCUCCCCGAUGGGGCUCUGGAUCCCAACGUUCUGUUUGUGGACCUCGGGCUGAACCCCUGGCACUGUGAUGCCAAGAUGGACUACCUGUGGAAGUGGGAGAGAAAGUCUAUAGAGGUCCGCCAGGAGGAGACCAAGGCUGUGUGCGCUCUGCCAGUGGUGCUGAAGGGAAGGCCACUAGCGUCCCUGAGUCCAGACGAGCUCGGAGUAAAAGAGGAGUGAAAUUCUAUUCUUACUGUUCCGUCAUUUUUUAUUCUUUUUUUGUGUUUUUUGUUUAGUGUUGUACUUUGAGAGCAAAGAUUGACCGGUGUCAAAUUCCUUGUUUGUUUACGUAAACCUGGCCAAUAAAGCUGAUUCUGAUUCUGA
Molecule: messenger RNA, 1357 nt
Organism: Sardina pilchardus (European sardine)
Lineage: Eukaryota; Metazoa; Chordata; Actinopteri; Clupeiformes; Clupeidae
Product: leucine-rich alpha-2-glycoprotein
Exons: 3
Coding region: 218-1213 (331 amino acids)
Cellular component (GO): extracellular matrix
Molecular function (GO): protein binding
Source: RefSeq, a predicted model, not a curated record